GUUUAUGUAAAAUCUUGGUGCGGGAUGGCUUUGUUAAUGUAAAAAUAUUGUUAAAUUCACAAUUAUUAAAGGUUUUGGACUAAAUAUACACUUUAUUUUUAUACUACACCCUCCACAUUAUCGAUGUCAGAUAUCUAGUCAGCGAAAAAUUUCGUCGAGAGAGAAAAAGUAACGAUGGAAAAAAUGCCGGGCGCGCCCCCACAGCAGUUCUGCGUCAGGUGGAACUCCUACCAAUCCAACCUGCAAAAUGCCUUUCCGAAAUUGUUGACCUCCGAACAUUUCGUCGACGUGACAUUGGCGUGCGAAAACGAGAUGCUCAAGUGUCAUAAAGUGGUGCUCUCCGCAUGUUCGACGUAUUUCGAAAAACUGCUUCUGGACAAUCCAUGCCAGCAUCCCAUCAUUUUCAUGAAGGACAUGAAAUUUUCCGAGAUGCAAUCCUUAGUGGACUUCAUGUACAAAGGCGAGGUGAACGUGACGCAAGACGAUCUCCCAUCUCUACUGAAAAGCGCGGAAGCCCUGCAAAUUAGAGGUCUGUGCGGUAGCGAUCAACUCCUCAACCCUCAGAACUUCGGCGCUCUGAAAGCGCAGCAAAUAGUGAGCGCGGCAACACCGCGACCAAUGUUGCCGGCACCGACGCCCAACUCCGACAUCAAGACCAACUGCAUUUCUAAACCCGCUGUCGUGACCCCAGGAGCCGUGGAAAAUGUCAAAAAAGAUGAAAAAGUUGAACAAGGUUCAGAAAGUAAUAAUGCUACGUCCUCAGAUAAUGAUUCAAACGAUGGAAUGCUUCAUAUAAAAGAGGAUAUUGAAAAUGACAUGGACGAAGAUGACUCCUACUUCGACGGUGACGGAUUAAUGGAUACUGAAUUUAAUGAGGAGGAUGGCGUUGUCAACACUGGAGGAAUGGAUGUGAAAUCAGAAACCCCUGAAUUCGCUAUUGCCAACGUGUCAUGUCAAUAUGACGGCACACCAGGUUCGGCAAACAGACGCAUCAGAAGGUCAGACGAAGAACUGCGUAGGGCCGCUGAAUGCAUAACCAGAGGACAAACUUUCCAAACAGUAUCCGACCAGUUCAACAUACCAAUUUCCACCAUAAGGUUCUACAUGGCAAGAAAGGGAAUCUUACCGAGACGCAAACGCGGCAGGGCAUGCGCAGGUCCAACAGGCAUGGGCAUGUCGAUGGGCGGUAUGCAAGUUUCGUCUUACAACACUCCCGGAAACACGUCGCCCAUCGGCCCCCCCUAUCACAUCGUUCACUACAAAUUGCCCCAAUUGGGGGUCAGUAAGUUAAAAUAAGAACAAUAAUAAUGAGGGUUUUAUUAUUUUUAUGAUGAUAUUGCAAUUUUUAGUUUUUAAGUAUUUUUUAUUCAGUAUACUUUUUUAACGUAAUACAGAGCGAAUUAGAUUUGUUGAACCAAUAUUGUGUCACAAAAAUGUGUUGGUCCCACAAAUCUUAGCUAUGCUAUACACCCUGUAUUUUUUUUGGGAAAUAGUGUACAUAUUUUUUUUAUCUUGCCAUUUUAACGUGUCCCAGUGUUGUGUCCUUUUUUUUAAUUUGUUAUAUUUAUU
Messenger RNA from Brassicogethes aeneus, 1569 nucleotides. NCBI's taxonomy places the organism in Eukaryota, Metazoa, Arthropoda, Insecta, Coleoptera, Nitidulidae. The record is from the annotation of a GenBank genome assembly.